Messenger RNA from Ceratina calcarata, 375 nucleotides. RefSeq lists its product as uncharacterized. The coding region runs from base 1 to 318 and encodes 105 amino acids. The transcript is spliced from 2 exons. NCBI's taxonomy places the organism in Eukaryota, Metazoa, Arthropoda, Insecta, Hymenoptera, Apidae. The record is from RefSeq and is a predicted model, not a curated record.
AUGUUUCGCACUCGGUACGUACUUCCGGCGAUAAUUUGCACCGCCUGUUUGAUAUCCUGCUCCGCCCCCUACUCAUCGGAUAUUGGACAGCCGCUGGACUUGACACAGGUUGUAGUGUACGUAAAAUAUGACACCGUCCUGGGAAUGUUAGUCUGCUCUGAUUGUGAGAGCACGACACACCAUCAGGGAUACAAAUUCGCGAUGAUUUGGUCCCGCGAGAGAAGUCUACCUUUGCCGAUCUUGAAGGAGCUCAAGUUCAAACUAGGAGCAUACAUUAAUCAAGAGAGAAUCCGGAUGGUGGAUCACAGGAAUUGUUAAACAAACCGUAAAUUUCUAGCGGCAUCGCGUCUGUAUACUCGGAGCACUGAUAACUCG